AUGAAUUUCGAUAAUUUUUUGAUAACAAUUCAUUAUUUGCUAAAUAUAAAGAAAGCCUCAUACACUAAAGCUUUUUCUUUUAUAUGCAUAGGGUCAUUGCUGUUUUAUUUCAAUUUGCUGUUUAAGUAAUUUAAAAGUUCAAAUUUAUAGGGUCGAAGCAUCAUUUAAGUCUUUUGAGGAUUUACAUACCGAUGUCAUUGAAAGACUGUUAACUCCAUUCAAUUUUUUGAGUCUUGAAGCACUCAUUACACAAUCAUUAUAGAGUUACAUCAUUCUACUUAUAUUAAGCGUAUCUAUACCAAUUUUGAUCAUUAUUUUAUUUUUAAUAUUGUGGUUCUAGAUUAAAACCAAAGGUGAUCGCACUACCUUCCUAAUGAAAUUAGCAUAAGUAAAUUUACAAAACUAAAUAGAUUUUUAUACAUAUUCAAGAAGCAUAUUAAUGGAUUUUAAUUUUUCCUAUAGUUUAUAUAUAGUCUACAUAUUUGUUCAAUUUUGAAAAUAUAGACUAAAAAUUGCAUUUAUCAACUAGGCUCAAUUCAUAUUUUAGAAUAAUAUUAGAAGUAUCUUCAAUUUUGGCAUUUAUACUGAAUUUCAUCAUAAUAGCAUUUCAACAAACAUUACUCUACAAUUAUAAACUGAAAAUGGAUUUUUUGAGUUUUAACAACAAUGACUCUUUGACCUACUUCAGGUUAUAACAUUUAGUGAUGGGAAUAGUUUAUAACAUCAAAUUCUAGUUUGUGAACAAAAAUGUACUCAUAUGAUUAUCGACUCUAGGUCAUCUUCUUUGUUGCAUAAGUUCUUUUCAGCCUAAUGAUUUUGUAAUAAUUUUAUUCAGGUGAUAUAUUUCUCAUUUUAUUUUAAUCUAAGAUCCAAAAACUUUAUGUUUUGACAUCACUCUUAUAUGUAAGCAUUACAAUAUCUGUGAUAUAUACUUACUUAGCCUAUUUUAUGAACCUGAGUGAUCAAGAAUACACGUUAAUUAUAUCCUUGAUUGUGUAAGCCUUUUUCAUUUUGACUUACAAAAAGGUUGUCUUGACCAAAUUGUCGAAUCUUAUAAUCAAGAAUAGCCAAGAUACAAAAGAUGUAGUGAGAAAAGUCUUUUUUUUAUCUGAAUUGAUAAACGAUAUGAAUGAAGUAAAGGAGCUCUUCUAUUUCGGAGUGAUAGUUCAUCAUUUGAAUACAUCCCAUAAUCAUAAUGACUGGAAAAACAUAGGGAUGAGGUGUUACUGUCAACAGAAGGUAAUAUACAACGCCAAAAAGGAUAAUGAUGUGACAAAAUCAUUGCAUUCUGUUAAAAAAAAUAAAAAACUUUAUACUAAAUUGGAAAUUAAAAGCCUUUAUGAGUAAUAUUUGAUAUCUUCAUCGACUGAUAUUGAAAUACACAUAUUAUAUAUUAGAUUUCUUGUAUUCAAUAUGAAUCUGAAAUCUUUGGCUAUUUCUUCUAUUAGUAAUUUACUCAAGAACUAAUACAAAAUUAAUUAUUUACAAAAGUUUCAAUUACGGUUGAUAAUCUAUUAAAUCAAAAUUAUGAUUCAGGAUUAGAAUACCUCAUCGUAUAAUGGUUAACUAGACUUUGAAAGAACUUUAGAAAUGGAGAGUACAAUUCAAUAGAUUAAAGUUUAUAUUUAAGAUAUUCUGAACUUAAAAAUACAAUUUUGGAAACAUCUUUUAAGAAAUUAAAUCAAUCAAGACACACUGAUUACAUAUGACGACUUAAUCAAUGAAAAUAUAUCUUAAUGCAAUUCUUUAUGGGACCUAAUUCUAAAUAGUGAAACAAGAAUUAGAGACAAGAUCAUCAAAAUAUCUUACUUAGAUAGAAGAAUAAAAUGGCAACUAUAUCAUUCCUGGUAUUGUCUUCAUAUCUUAAAUUAAAAAGUCAAAUCAAACCAAUAUGUUGGGACUGUUUCAUAAGAAGAGUUCGUCUACGAAGAUUCGGAAUCGGAUGAUGACAAGUAUGUAUUUAAUAAGUACUUCAAAGAUAAAUCAUUCAAUAAAUCUUCAAUAAUUUUGCAUACUGAUCUUAAUGGCAACAUUUUAAAGUAAAGCUAAUCUUGCUAAGAAUUAACAGGCUAUUAUACCUUGAAUAAUAUUUAUCAGCUCAUCCCUUAAACUAUGAUUCGAAAUCACUAAAUUUAAUUACUGAAGUUCAAGUCUCAAAGCAAAAAUAAUACUUUAUAUAACAGAAAAAAAGUUUAUAUGUAGCAUUAAUAGAACUACAUUAUACCUGCCAAUAAAUAUUUGAAGCUUGAAAUCAAUAAGUUUAAUUAAUUAGAGUUUAUUUGUAUGAUUAGGCCCUUUAUAAGAUUAUAAUAAUAAAAUUAUUUGAUUUUAAAUGAAGAUUGGGAAAUUGAUUCAAUGACUGCAUAAUUGUUGCCAUUAUUAACAUCAAAAAUAUGUGUAUUUAUUAUUUGUCCACAGUUAUUAAAUUUUACUAAGUAUCAAAGGUAUAUUACAUAAGAGGAUUUGUCCAUUUUUAACUUGUCAUUCAAAAAUGUACCCCAAUAAAAAGAUGAGGAAUCAUAAAAGUAGAAGGAGAGAGAGAAAAUAAAGGAAGAAUUAGAGGAUAUAUGUGUGUUAAAUAGUCAAAAUUAUUUUGAAUUUAAAGAUUUCUUCAAUAAAACUGCAGAUCAAACUCAGUUUACUUCAAAUCUAUAAAUCAUUGAUGAUGAAUUAAUACGUAUUGAGCAUUCCAACUUUUAGAAAAUUGUAAAUGUUGAGCACACUUAAAUUUUGUUGAGAAUUCCUAAGAACAUUGAAGAUUUGGUAGAAGAUUAUCAUAAAUAAAAAUUAGAGAUUUUGUCAGAUUUUUAAAUGAAAAAGUCGAUGAUUUUUCUAAAUUUAGAAAGACAUUUAAUUGUCAAGGACAAGUUCGGUUAAUUAAAAAUUAACUAACCCGAAUUAUUAAAAAGAAUUUACAGUUUGUAGGAAGAAUAUCAUCAAUCGCAAUACCAAAUACUAAGUAACACUUAAGUUAUUACUUAGAAAAAUUGUAUAUAAAAUAUUGUUAUCGUAAAAGAAAUCUCAAUAAAAUAAUUAAAGUGGAUGGAUCAAUUAAGUUUAGUCGGAGAAACCUGAUGGAUAAGAAUGUUAUAAUUAAGUUUAAUAGAUUUGAAAUCUAUGAAGACAAUUUUAGAUCAAAUAUCUAUGUAAAUUGGUCAUUUUAUAUAAUUUAGAAUUCAUUAGUCAUAAAGUAGCGGCAAUCACUCAAAUAAGUACAAAGCAGUGUCAAUACGAUGAACUAAAUAUAAAUGCAAUUGAACUAAUCGUACAGCUAAUACGUGGAUGAAUCAUUUAGAAUUAAUUAAAGCAAAUCUUUGAUAACGUACGAAUAAAUCACUGGAGACUUUUAUAAUUAAAAUUAAUAAAUAAAUUUGAGUCUUAACGUUGAGGAGAAUAUUUUCAUAAAGGACGAUCAGAAUAAAUGUUCUGUGGUUAGUUUGAAUGAGUUUGUUUAAUUCAAAUUGUAUAGCAGACUUCUUUUAUUACAGAUUCUAUUAUCUUAUAUAAUGAUAUGUAUAUUUGCAGAUUCGGAAAAUUCGAAGUAGGUAUUUGAUUAAAACAUCUCUCAAUUGAACCUUUUUUUCACCAUAUAAUUAUCUAUUUUAAAAGUAUAUAAUGCAUUUAUAGAUGUGUCAAUAUUUAAUCAUAAUUAGACUUAGGAUACAAUUCUUGAAUUUGCUAAUGUGAAUAAUGAUCAAUUUUAUGAUCAUUAUAAAUUGUUGGUAAAGGAACAAUUGAACUUAAUCAAGCAUACUUAUCAAUCUCAAAGUUAUAUUGAUUGUUUUUAUAAUAUCGAUAUACAUAGAAGUAACAACUAAUCAAUAAUUGACAUCUAUAAUUCGUAUAUUGUUAAUUUAAUCUUAUUCUAGUAAGAAUAAUUGGCAGAACCUUAUUCAAGUUUGAAAUUAUUAAAUCAAUUUAGGGAGAUUGUGUAUCCGUACUUAAUUGAAUCUUUGGCGAAAAUAAUUUUGGAAAUGACUAAAAACUUUGAGUUUCUUUAAGUUCAAUAAUUCUUUUUCAGAAUAAUAAUAAUCACUUAUCAUACUGUAUCUAGUAUUAUAAUUGUAAUUAUAAAUAUUUUAAUUGUGUUUAAGUUGAUAAAUAAAUAAAAUGUAAGAAUAAUCUGGUUAAUUAAUUUAGUUCGUUUAAUAAUAGAUAUUUGAAAUUGAGAAAGAUACUGUCUCUAAAGUUAAUUAGUAUUAUAGCGGCUUAAGAUAUUAGUUCAUUCAUUGUUUUGAAACCAAGAAUUUGCCUUUAAGUAUAAUAUUAAUCUAUCUCCUAGAACCUUUAUCUAAUUCAAUAAAUCAUUAGAUAUUUCAUUAAUCAGAAACUGAAACAAAUAAGACUAAUAAUAAGUCAGCAAAACACUACAAAUCAUUGAUGAUCUCAAAAUUCCAAUAAAGAAUUAAAGUAAUAACAAUAAUUUUUAUUUAGUAUAUUCUAACUAGUCAAUACUUAGUGCUAUAGCCAUUAUUAGUGUUAUCACUAAUAAUCAUUAAUGUUCUAGCACUUAUAGAAUUGUCUGAUAUGAAACACAAAUUCGAUGAUCAAAAUUUCUUUUUAAACUCUCAAAUAUUUUAAUCAAUGACUUUAGUUAAGGAGAUCUACAUUGCUGAUAAUGAUAUCCUUUCUGAAAAUUUAAUUGAUGUUGAAUACUUUUAGAACCGUUUAUCUUUCAUCUACAAUGAAUUAGAAGAAAAAGAUAUUGAGUUAACUAAUUAUUUUGAAGAAAAUGCUAUACUAAACGGAAAUAUUUGCUAGAAUGAGAUAUUUGUAUCAUAAGAACAAAUAUGUUCAGAUUAUUUAAAUGGUGCUUUGAGACAUGGAUUAAACUUCUAUUUUAAACUUGUAUCUUAAAUGAUAUUGGUAACUUUAAAUACUACAGAAAGUAGAUUUGAUAAUCUAACUCUUGAUGAUAUCAAUUACUAUUAAUUGGUAUGUAUAAUUAUAUUUAAUAGUGUAACAGUUCUAAAAUGAAAUAUUUGAUUCCUCAACUUUGGCAGUGAAUUCUUGGAACUUAAAUAUCAUAGAGCAAUACUUUGAAUUUUUGGACUUAGAAAUUAUUAUCAUGUAUCAACUAUCUUAUAUUACCAAGGAUUUGCUUUUUAUCAAUAAUAGGCUUUUAUCAUUUCAUAUUUUUUGAGUUUCAAUAUUUUCAGAAAUUGAAAAUACAAUUCUCCAAAGUAAAUUAAUUUUAUAAUCGUUACAUACCUAAUGAAACAUUACAGAAAUAAAAAAUUAUGCGUUCUUAAUUUUUAAGAAGAGGAAUAAUCAAAAAAUGA
Messenger RNA from Paramecium octaurelia, 5282 nucleotides. The record is from the annotation of a GenBank genome assembly. NCBI's taxonomy places the organism in Eukaryota, Ciliophora, Oligohymenophorea, Peniculida, Parameciidae.